CGAUGACGAACACAAACACAGAAGAAGUCUCGUCUCUAGGAGACAGCGAAAGCGUUCCUGCGGAGCAUGUGUGCCGUUCAGAGUGUGGGGAUGCUGCCGGUGGAGCAUCUUCACCUAGAACAUGUUCUGCAGACUGUGUGUGUUUUGGAGUCAGUCGUCUGUCGCAGUUUUGGCCCAGAAGGAGGACAGGUGUUGUUCACACAAGACACCGGACAGGCGAUGUUGAGCCGCAGUGGUGCUCGCAUUCUCACUGCACUGCGACUAGAGCAUCCACUGGCCAGGAUGGUGGUAGAGUGUGCCUUGAAACACAGCACUAAAACGGGGGACGGGUCCAAGACAUUUAUAAUACUGAUGGCGUCAUUACUACGGAUAAUUCAUACAAUGGCCUGCAGGGAGCCUCAUGUGUCUCGCACCUAUAACUCCAAGGCAGCAGCAGAGACAGCCUCUGCCAGGCACUUGGCUGACAAAAUGCUUGCAUUUGCAUCGGAGGAACUGGACAAUCUCAUUGCCGCAGCAGUGGUCCCGUAUGGAUGCUGUCUCUCUUGGGAGGAUUUUACUGCAAAAUCACAAGCACACACAAACAAUCCCUGUGUUCAAAAUCUGCUGGCAUCCUUUUAUCAAUCUUGCGUGGGUCCCACACACAGUGACCUAAUGAGCAGCCUCACCUGUGAUCUGCUCACUUACUGGAAGUUUAAAAAUGACUCACCUUCCUCAUCACUUCACUUUAUAAGAGACAACUUGGAUGCAUUACAUACACCUGUGUCAGGCUUCCCUAUUCGUUUUUCACGUUUGGUUGAGGGGCAAGUCAUUCACAGGGACUUUGCUGGGCCCUACCCGAGGGCCGACCUACAGCCAAUUAAAGCUGUCGUUUUCACUGGGUACCUGCAGCCAAAACUGCUCCGUGCAGGAGAAGUGCUAGAGCUCGGGCGUGGAGAGCAAGGCAAGCAGAGAAAUAUCGUGGAGUUUAGCGCCUGGGCCGAAAGGUCACUGGAGUGUGUCCUUGCGAAUCUGCAGACUUUGGGUGUCUCUUUGCUCCUGUCUGCAGUGAAACAGUCCGCUGCUGUCCUGGCUUUGGCCACGCAGGCAGAGAUGUCCCUUGUGGAAUGUGUCAGUGAAGAUGAACUGUCUCUCUUUGAAAGGCUAAGUGGCGCCACUCCUGUCAGAGACUGUUGGGAGAUUGAACCAGAGCACGUUGCUACUCUGACCUUUUGCAGACCAAUACUGCUGGGAGCCCACAGGUAUGUCCAUGUGGCUUUCCAUGAUUCCGAGGAAAAGAUUACAGUCAAACCUUGUAGUCUGGUUCUUUGUGGUUUGGGGGAAGGGCAAACUGACCAGUUUGCUUGUGCUCUAAAAGAUGCUAUGCGCAUGCUACUGUCAACGUGGGACCCCAUCGGCGUCACUGCAACAACGCCGUCAAAGAGGACCUUGCUGUCAAUCAAAAGCACAUCUUUACAUACCGACCCCAAUGCAGCUCCCCUCAAGCAGUGGGUGUUGGAGCCAGGCUGUGUUAUACCGGCAGGUGGGACAUUUGAGUUUCUCUUAAACAAUGCCCUCCUACAACAUGGCAGCAGUUGCUCAUUAUCUGAUGACACAAAUACGGGCGUCCUUGCUGUUUCCCAGCUCUUGGCAAAAGCCCUGUUGAGCGUGCCAAGACAGAUUUACUACCACAGUCCACGCCGUCUCCUGCAGACUCAAACCACAAUGUUGGGUUUUAUCAAAAAUCAUUCGUAUCAAGAACACAACACAAUCCUCACACAGGUUGGGGGUGAGAGUCAAUGUCAACAAGAGGACGGUACGCUAAGCAAGCCUUGUUGUAGGGAAGCUGAUGUGCCACCAAAGUUUUUAAUGUCAGGCUCAGGCCUCGAGUCCAUCUUCUGUAAAUCGCAGGUACUUUUGGCCGCGCUGCAGUGUGUCUCAAGCCUUCUCCGUGUGGACGCCGUGCUGCACACACACACUGCCUUACACACUCAGUCACACAGACGUGCAAACAUUUCCUGGGCGGGCACAGAAGACGAGGCCGAAGACUGAGAUUGUAUAAUGUCCCAGUAUGGAAUCCAUGUACAAUAACAUUUGAGAUAACCCUCCAGUCUCUACCCUUCUAUUUCAUAUAUGUUUAGUGUUUUCUCGCUAAACCCAUUCUAUAAUAACUCGUGCACUAAGAUAGGCGAUGAAAAGCCACAAGUGUCCACAGAGACAUUACAAAACAACAUCAAGGGAUGACGCCCUGUCUCCCACCACCUCAUCCUGAGGACACUCCCAGCAAACCACUCGCCUUCUCAAAUAUCCCUCUUCCUGUCAGCCAUGGAGUUGUGCCACUGGAGAUGAGCUCACCGGGAGGCGGAGGUGGUUUAAGGACCAGCCUCUGCAGGGGCUUCAUCAGGGGUGAUGUUAGAGCCACUGGUCCGACGCUGUGGAGGUCCUUGAGGGCCCCGGGCCGUGGGGGGUCUUUGGUACCAUGCAGGACACCUUCCACAGCUGUGCAACUCUCUCCAGCUUCAAGCUCAAGUCAAAGAUGAUCCACAAUCUCACACAGCUGGUCAUUCUGUGUUGUGUCUGUAUUUCCCCUUCUCCUUGAGGAGGCUUCUACUGCCUAUUUGUGGAGCAGUUACAGUAAGACAAAAUGCUUUCAGGAGGCUCUAUAUUGGUGCUUUUACGAUCUUGUUCAAGCUCCCGAGAUGGUUGUCGUCAUCAUCAAGUCCUAUGUUAAGGACUCGUAUAUUCCCACCUUUCAUGCCGUAUGAAGGAAUUAUAUUUACAUAUUGAAUGAUUCAAAAGAGGCAAUCAUAACAGCCAUAUCAGCAUGUGGCGUGAUACUAGUUAUUGUUCUUGGAAUAAAUGUCUUCAUUUAAUUUUGUUGUAUCUGUCUUUGUUGCCGUUUACAUGGACUGGUGUGUUCAGAAAUAAAAGUUGAAUUAUAAUGUUUAAAAAAACUUUUUAAAACCAAAGAAACAUCUUUAUCUUUUCUUAUGAGGGAUUGAAAUGUGAAUAUGAGAUGAAUGUUUCACAAUGUUCUACUAAAGGGAUAACGUUUAGUUAAAUGGUGUAGACUGACUUGCCACUCCAUUAGCGUUUUUUGGGUGAUCCAGUUUAGACUGACA
Molecule: messenger RNA, 3098 nt
Organism: Pungitius pungitius (ninespine stickleback)
Lineage: Eukaryota; Metazoa; Chordata; Actinopteri; Perciformes; Gasterosteidae
Gene: bbs10
Product: Bardet-Biedl syndrome 10
Exons: 4
Coding region: 67-2028 (653 amino acids)
Biological process (GO): chaperone-mediated protein complex assembly
Molecular function (GO): ATP binding; ATP-dependent protein folding chaperone
Source: RefSeq, a predicted model, not a curated record